CCAAAGUGGAAGGCGCGAUGUCUUGCAAACGUAUAAAAACGCACCUGCUCGAUAUCCAUUUUUUCUCUGUCUAUUCUUCCUUUAUCUCCACAUUAACCAUCAUGGCCGAACGUGUCCUAGAACUUGUUGCUACUCGCCAUAUUACUAUUUUCUCCAAGGCGGACUCCCCCGAGACAAUCCCGGCCGUCAGUUUGUUGGAGGAGACUUUUGGUUUCUCCCCUUUUAUUUUGUACCUCGACCAAGAUCCCGAAGGCACUGAAAUUGAGCAUUACCUCAUGCAUUCUACCCGCCAGCAAAGUUUGCCCAACAUUUUCAUUAAGAAGCAUCAUAUUGGUGAUUUUAACUCUCUGAUGAUGCUUCACCAGACUGGUCAAUUAAAAAGCGCCAUGGCUUAACAAUCACGUAUUGUGUUUGCGCCAAGAUUGAUAGUAGCCGACUUUAGCCAUGAGUAUGAAAGUUUGACCGCAUUCAAUAAAUCGCUCUUACACACUUGUAAACCAGAUAAGUAACUGUUAGGAUAAAGUAUUUGACUGAGAUUUCACCGUAAUUAGUUAAUGGUGUAUUAGGCUCGCG
Messenger RNA from Radiomyces spectabilis, 573 nucleotides. RefSeq lists its product as uncharacterized. Lineage: Eukaryota; Fungi; Mucoromycota; Mucoromycetes; Mucorales; Radiomycetaceae. The record is from RefSeq and is a predicted model, not a curated record. Gene Ontology annotation, molecular function: glutathione disulfide oxidoreductase activity. The transcript is spliced from 3 exons. Gene Ontology annotation, cellular component: cytoplasm. Gene Ontology annotation, biological process: cellular response to oxidative stress. Bases 18 to 395 code for a protein of 125 amino acids.